AUGUCCUCAUCCAUAUCGGGUGGUCAAGCAGAUGGCUCUCCACCGCCGAAUCCAAGCAUGCAAGCAAAAUCAAUGAACGGGAAAGCCUCCGCGGCGGCGCCGCAAACUUCGACAGACAACGUCGAGCUCAAGAACAUGACUGCGAAUAAUGGCAACGGUGCAGGAGAGACUGCCAGACUUCCGUUGCCCGUGGAAUCGGAUAUUAUGCAGUUGGCGCGAUUAGGCGAAAUUGGAGCUAUGCAGAAAUUGUUCGAUACGAAGAAAUUCAAUGCCAAAUAUAAAGAUGAAGAGGGUAUCACGCCGUUACAUUGGGCGGCGAUCAAUAAUCAAUAUGCAAUGUGUCGAUUUCUUCUCGACUCCGGCGCAGACGUCAACGCCAAAGGAGGCGAAUCCGUUGCGACACCGGCCAUGUGGGCUGCGCAAAGAUGUCACUACUAUAUCGUAGACUUGCUUCUACAACGAGGAGCCGAUCCUCUUCUCACCGACGUUCAGGGAUACAACAUCUUGCACUUGGCCACCAUUGAUGGAAACGCCUAUUUGGUGUUUCUUUUGCUACACCAAGGUAUUCCCGUUGAUAUUCCGGAUCCUCAGGGUCAUACUGGUUUGAUGUGGGCGGCAUAUAAAGGGUUACCGGUAUGCGUGGACCUAUUUCUACGAUGGGGCGCGAAUGUGAAUGCGGUGGAUGAAGGAGGUCUUGCGCCGUUGCACUGGGCCUUGGUGAAAGGGUCGUAUAUGUGUGUUCAAAAAGUACUCGAAUAUGGAGCGGACCGUUUCGCAAAGACGAGAGACGGGAAAUCUCCGGCUACCGUGGCUAGUGAGAUGAGAUCACUUCGAGUCUGGCAUCGAGCUUUGAACGAUUAUGGAUACGAUAAGGAUGGAAACUUGAAAACGCUUCCAAUGGGCAUGACCAUGUUUGUGCACAAUAAGAGCGUACUCACAAAGUACUUUUUUCUGUGGCCGUUCCUCACGUUGUUCAUUGCAAUUUGGAUCCUGAGCAAUUUCGCUAUAUAUAUUGGAAUACCAGUUGCAGCUGUGUUUAUUUUCGGUAUGCACUACGUGACUCAACAAGUUGCUAACAAUGGUCCUGGGGAAUUCCGCGUGCUGCAGAAAACGCCGUAUCUCGCUGGUGUCUUUGCUGCAAGUCUUUUCUGGGUUAACGUUACAUAUAUUUUCCGAGUGCUACCUGUAACAUGGUCCACACACCCUGUUUUAAACGUUUUAUUUUCUGUAUUUGCCAUCACUACGACCUAUUUCUACAUAUUCUCCAUGGCCGAAGAUCCUGGCUAUGUCCCUAAGCUGAGUAGCAGAAACCAGCAAAGGGAAACCAUGCGCGAGCUUGUCGAUAACUGGAAGUUCAAUGAAGAACAUUUCUGCAUUCACUGCAUGGUUCGCAAGCCCCUACGAAGCAAGCACUGCCGUCGAUGUUCGCGGUGUGUCGCCAAACAUGACCAUCAUUGUCCGUGGAUUUACAAUUGUGUGGGUGCCAACAACUUACGACAUUUUGUCAUCUACAUAUUGUCUUUGGAGAUUGCUAUUGUACUUUUUGUUCAACUAGUGAUUCGCUACAUCGAAUUGCUCCCCGCGCCUAAGAAACUCUCUUGUAAUAUCAUCAACGACAACCUUUGCACGAUAGUAUCAAAGGAUACUUUUACUCUCUUUCUCACCUUUUGGGCUGCCCUGCAAUUGGUCUGGGUUACAAUGCUUUGCUGCGUCCAAUUAGUGCAAAUCUCCCGAAACCAAACCACAUACGAAAACAUGCGAGGCUCAUCAAUGACAGCCGGCGGAGCUUCUCAAGCCAUCACCUCAGCUCUUGUCGCCGGAACUCCCAACCCAGCAGCCGCAGGACUCACCCGUGCCGGUCACGGCCCAACACCCGGUGGUGCUCCUGCCGGUGGUCAUGGCCAUCAGCACCACCAACGUAAAGGCGGGUUCAUAGCACAAUGGAUGGGCUUACUAGGACUUGACACCUUCUUCGCCACGGCCCAGGGCCGAUCAACCCGUCAAAAGAACCCCUUCUCGCGCGGUAUUGUGACCAACUGUCGCGAUUUCUGGUUUGAUUCUGCACCUAUAUUCCGCGCGCGGGAACCUGGGUCUGGAAUGCUCGACGGCGCGGUUGUGGAUUACUAUAAGAUGUAUGAGCCGCCAUUGAGAGUGGCGUCUGGUGGUGGUCGAAGUGGGAAUUAUGUCAGUGUUGCUGGUGAUGAGCCUGAAAGUGCUGUCUAA
Molecule: messenger RNA, 2223 nt
Organism: Talaromyces stipitatus ATCC 10500
Lineage: Eukaryota; Fungi; Ascomycota; Eurotiomycetes; Eurotiales; Trichocomaceae
Product: palmitoyltransferase SidR
Exons: 6
Coding region: 1-2223 (740 amino acids)
Biological process (GO): protein palmitoylation
Cellular component (GO): Golgi membrane
Molecular function (GO): protein binding; palmitoyltransferase activity
Source: RefSeq, a predicted model, not a curated record